Heterotrigona itama is the source of this 6014-nucleotide messenger RNA. Lineage: Eukaryota; Metazoa; Arthropoda; Insecta; Hymenoptera; Apidae. The record is from the annotation of a GenBank genome assembly.
UAUAUAUAUAUACGAUAUAAAGUUGAAUAUUUGAUUGAAUGUUCAUCUUGCUUUCGUUUUAUUGCAUCGUUAAAUUACUGUGUGUGACAAAAUAUUUAUAAUUAAACGUCAACUUGAUUUUUUCGCGUAUAAUAUAAAUUGUUAUUGUAAAUAUUGAGUCUUUUGAGUUUGUCGAUAUUAUAUUCCUAUAUAUACGUGUAACUGAUUUCCUCUGAAGUCUAUGAUCUUGUACGUAAAAUUCACUAGUCGGUUCUAGUUGUUAGUUAUUUACCAAUCGGUUGACAAUCGUCUCAUCGUCGAUUAAAUUUAACUCGUGGAAUAUAAAGUAGCUUUCUACGAUCGACAAUGUCGUCUAAAGAAUUUAAAUCUGGUAAAACUGAUGGAAGUUUAAGAUGAAUAGUCGACCGCGAUAUUUGUAGAGUGGUGGUAGAGUUUCCAACGUGAGACCAUGCUUUCGCAUUGUGCGUGAAAGUGGUGUAAUAAGAUUCUGUCGUUGUUGAAAAUUUCGUCGGAUAGUAAGGAUCGUACUCUGGUUCGCUUGGUAUUAAAGGUUUUAAAGACAAUGUUAAAGCGUGUACGGGUAAUUCUGUGAUAGUUACGCUUGUACUGGCUAUACUACCACUAGGGGUAUGGGCUGUGGUAGAAGCAACUUUUGCAUUCUUUUGUAUAGAUUUCAGCGUUUCUAAAUACGGAUAAUUUCUGUAAUUCGUAGAUGGCAAUUUCGCAAGAUCCAUAGGAUUCUUCGUAGCUUGAUAGUUUAUGUUAUUCUCUCGACUAGUUUUGUACAAAGCAGCAUCGUUUAUUCUUCGAUAUGGAUAAUCUUUUCGAUAAUCGUUGUUUGUUCUCGUUGACUUUUCGUCAAGUUUAUCUGUUUCGCUUCGAAUGGAACGAUCUUCGUUUCUUCUCGAUCCGUUGUUCUCAUCGUGCGCAGGUUGCAUUCUACUAGUAUUUGUAGAACAAUCAACAGGAUUACUUGUAGCAGCAGAGUUGGCAUAGUCAAACGAAGAGAAUGAACUUGUCGUAUAUUUUUCAAUGGGUACGAUUCUUGUCUUAUUCGGAUUCGUAAAGAGAUGUGUUGCGUCAAACACGGAUCCGUGUCUUUGCCCGUUGUUCGUUUUCCUUGGUUGUGUCGCGUGAGAAAACGAAGAGUCGUGAUUCUUCUCUAUCGUCUCUGAGUUUUUUCCAUCAGAAUUAUCGCCCUCUUUCUCUUUGAUACGUAUUUCUUUCGUAUUAGUAAGAGCGUUUCCCUGACAUUGCACGAGAUGAGCGUGAUCGCAUAUCAAAGCAUCUUGUCGAAAAGCAGUUUCCUCGGGACAUUGGUGAGUAAAUUUAUUUCCAUAUUCGUCGCAAGUGUGAUAUAUUUUACAACUGGCAUUAAUAUCUGCGUAGAAACCAGCAGUUUUGUUCAAACAGGAGAAGCUUGUCCUCGCGGAGCUUACGGUAUUAAAUAUCUCAAACUGAGUAUACAGGAUGAACGUUGUAUAUCGAACGAUAAAUUUCCAAAUCCAUUCCAAAUGUAUCAUUUUCAUAAUUGCAAAGUGAAAUUGGAAAUACCGUACGUUUCGCAAAAAUGUUUGAGCCUUUGAUGAUAUAUCGCUAAUGAAUGACGUUACUACUCGUACCACCAACAAUGUUGUGACUGGCAACGUGAAAGUGAAAACGUCGAGUUUAGAAUGUACGUCUGACCUAUAGAAUUCUUCCCACAAUCUUUUCGUCCUUCUUUCUUUCCAUCUCCCAUCGUGUGUGUGUGUGUGUGUGUGUACGUAAUACGUACCACGUAUCUUUUUCCCUUUCUCAGAGAGACAUACGCGAUACGACUAUAAAGCUAACGCGUCGUCACCUCGUGGAAGCAACGUCUUAUAUGGAACAUUUUAUCUACGUUCCCAAGCAACACGAUCCCAAGAAUAUUUAAAUUUUGUUUCGAAGCAACGGCUUUUGUUGGCCGCAUCUUGGAUUCGUCGAUGUAGUAUAUAUCCAUCCACCCUGUCUCGAGAUUUAAAUAUCUUCCGUGCUACACUUUUAUCAGCGGUACGAAGAAAUCCGGCCAAUUACUUGAAAGAAUCAAAUAAGCAAUUGCAAUUGUAUGCAGAGUCUGAAGCAAUUGCAAAAAAAUAUGUUUGUGUAUUGAGAAAAGAGAACGCGAGGUUACUUCGUAGAAACAGGCCAUAAUUCUAGCGAUAGUUUGUGGGGUAUUUGAGAGAAAGAUGGCUCUCUAGAAACGCUAAAAAUACCUAGAAGGAGAACGACGAAUCUAAAAUUAAUAUUAUUAUUUCACACACGAUAUAUCAAAAAUUUAGUGAAAUUGAAAAUUUGGUUUCACAUUCACAUCGGUAAACGAAUGAGCAAAAAUUAUGUGUAAAAAUCUCAAAAUUUAUUCGUAUUAUGAAUUCUGUGUGAAAAGUCGAUAAUUGCUGUUAUUGACAUGAACGCUAUUCCGUAUGUGCUAAACCGAUUGCUAUAAAUUGAUUGUUUAAUUUUAUGUGAUACCGAGGCAAUCGUUAAACUGAUACAAAUUAUAAAUACUGAAAACAUUAAUAAAAAAAAUAAAAGUCAAAGAAGACACGACGUACGUGUUCUUUGUAUGCACAAAUUGGAAAAUAUUUAGUGAUAUUUUUCCAACCAACGAUAAUAAAACAACGUAACACCAUUGUUGUAGCAAACUUUUUAUCUUUCUGUUAUUUUACAAUUCUGUUAUUUUAAAUAUGACUGAUCCGUGCAAUUGCAAUUAAAAUUCUUGUUAUGUUGAAUUUUUCUCUGAACUUGCACGCGCGCGCGCACGCGCAAUUUAUACUAAUUUAUAGUAAGAAUCUUUUUCAAGUAAUAAAAUAAAAAUCUUUCUUCUUAUAAUUUCAAUAUACAUAAUGGGAAGCGCUAAUUCUUCAAACGUAUAAUAAUGUAAUUUUUUUAAACGCGACAUGUAUCUUCUCACGGAUUCAAUGGAAUAAAAAAAAUUCUGUUUUUCAUACCGUAGAUAUGGUAGAUGUGACUAUUUUAUUCCUGCGUGUGAGAUAUUUGACACGUUGGUUGACUGAAACGAUACACGCGACUCCUAGUAAUUUCUAAAGGCUGGUAUAUUCUAAAGGCUGUAGCUAUAUUUUGCCUGUGUCGUCUACGCGAGUACUCGCCUUUAAACGAUCGAGAAACACCAAUAUUUAAAUAAAUGAAAAAAUUUGAAUAAACUAAAUGUACAGGAGUAGUUGCGUAUCGAGAGUUCGUUUAUAAAACAAUGAAAAUUGAAUAAAUUUCAAUCGGAAACGCCGCGAUAAAACGACAUCCGUUGAAAGUGAUUUUGUCGAGAUACGGACAUUUAUGAAACGAUGGCUUGUACAAAAAUACCCAGACGAGUUAAAGAAGACGACGUGCUCGAGUGUUUUCUUUAUCCAAAAAUUUGUUACGCGAGAUCUUCGGAGACUGUGACGGAAGAAAUUCUUUCACGAGAAAUUGAAAAAUUUAACGAAGAAAUUGCACCGUACGUUGAAGGUUAUAUCUGGCAUAAUGAUAAUUUAAUUUUUUAUCCUAGAACGAGGCAAGCGUUGUUGUUGGAAAAACUUGUGGAAAGUUCUACGAUCGUAGAAGAAUGUAACACGUUGCCUCACAUUUACGUACGUCUGCGUUUUGACGAGGACAUAACCGACGAAUGGUUCGUGGUCUUUCUGAUAUUUAAACUUACUCAGAUUUUUGAUGGUUUAAUUGCUAAAGUUAUAGAUUCUGACGGCGAGUUUCUUUUGAUCGAGGCUGCGAAUGCUUUGCCUCAGUGGGCUAACCCUGAAACAUGUGAAAAUCAUGUAUUUGUAUACAACGGUGAAUUGUACAUUGUUCGUGAAAAGUACAAAACGUUGUUGGAUUUGUUGAACAAUCUCCAGGAGAGACCGUAUCUUUUCAAAGCUUCUGAGAAAGUACAAGAUACGUUGAAAAAACGAAUUAACGCGUACCCUAACGAGAUCGAGAGAAGACGCCACAAAGCGCGAGUUUUUUUACCGGAGAAAGCAGUUUCGAUACUUCGACAAGAACCAAGACUUAUCGCGCUAGUUGUUCGAACGAUUUGUCACUCCGAUCCACUCGAGAGAAAAGUUUGUCGUGCCAUGAAGUAUUUCCCUCCUGAACAGCGUAUCAUGGUUAACGUAAAAAUGACCAAAUGUUUGUACGCAAUGGCAAGUCAUUGUCGAUAUACGGGAGAUCCGAGAACAGGGUGGAACGUACCACCGAUAACUUAUUCGAAGUACAAUGCUCAUGCACUUGGAAUCAAGAUAGCCUGUGGCCUGGAAAUGUUGAUUGCUCGUGCAAACGAAGAACGCAGAAAAAAAGGAAACAGAUCGCUCGACGAUUCGGAGAAAUUAAAAUUAAAAGCAAACGAGGAUAUUUUAAAUACUUAUUUAAGUCGUUUGGAGAUUAACGGUUAUUUUAGAAAUCUAUUGAAGGACAGCCAAGAGUACGCGAAACUCUCGAAUGCAGCGAAAGAUUAUUACUUCGAAUACUUCAAUCUGCGUGAUUCCGUUACCGACGUUGACAAAAGCGAUGCCGAAAAGAUUUUAGAAGCCUGGGAAAACGUACAGUCUAACGACGUUGAACUGCAUGCUCGAGACGAAGCCGCUUUAAGUCCUGCGGAUAGUGACAGUUGGUUGAACGUAGAUCCAGUGCAGUUGGAAAUAUUUCUGAAUGAAAAGUGGGGAAAUGUUAGAAGCAAGAAACGCGAGAAGCAAGAGUCGUUGAGUCUUAAAGAAAAAGUGCAGAUGUUUUUAAAUCAAAAUAGCGACAUCGAUGGUGUACAAUUUUUGGAAGAUCUUUCGACGGAGGCUGACGCGAUGCACGACCCGGAAGACAAUGGAAAAGUUGAAUUCGACGCAGACAUAUUCGACAGUACGUUACGAGGUAUAUUAGAUUUAGCUGUUCCAGGAAACGAGGGGGAGUUUGAAGGAAGUUCGGAAGGAUCCUUGGGUGGGGACGACGAAGAUAAAAGAAACGAAAUGGAUAAAUAUAUGAGAUUGUUAAAUUCAGAAUUACAAUCGCAAAUUGAAAAGGAGGAGGAUUCUGAAACGAAUCUGAAAAGCUCCGAUGUCGUGGAAGACAAUCUGAUAAAAAGUAUCACGGAAGAAGCAGGUGGUUCAGGCCCAACUGGAAAUAUAAUAGGUAGACGACUUUUGCAUUUGCAGUUACAAUCACCUAUCGCUGUACCUCCUGAUUUGCAAAGUUAAUAAUUCUAUCUAGAUGUUAAUAUCUCGAUGCUCGAAUGUAUCAACGAUUGUUAAUAGAUUGAAAUUCCUAUUAAUCGUUUCGCGCAAAGUAUGUAUUUGUUACUUUGAAAAAAGAAAAAAAAAAAUGAAAUUUAAUAUCAAUAGCACGUUUACUGUUGAAAAAAGAAAGUAAUAUCUUUGUACGUACACGCGUAAUGUUACGAACUCGCAAUUUAAAUAUUUUUUUACAAGCUGUUGUACGACGUUUAUAUUUUAUACUUCAUUCUUUUCGUUUAUAUUUGAAGCUUUGUUGUAUAAAAGUAUGUUUAAUUACAAUAUUAAAUGAAAUACGUGUGUGUGUGUGUGUGUGUGUGGGUGGGUGGGUGGGUGCGUGCGCGUGUGUGCAGCCGCAUAUUAAAAUAUCGUUAUACUUCGUUGCAAAAUAUUACAAAAAUUUGUGAGCAAUGACGAGAAUCAAUUGGUUAUUUAAACGAUGGGUUUAACCACUUUGGAAUUUUACUUUUUCUUUCGUUUAAUGAUUCGUUGCUUGUUUGUGUGUUCGAUUCGUUUGUAUCGUUAUUUACAUUCUCGUCUUUACUUGUCAUUUCCUGGUUCUUUGUCAUCGACUUUCUGAAACGUAAAAAUAUAGCAUAUCGAGCGGUACUUGUGCAAUGACGAAGGGUCAAUACCUAUAAACUAUCGCUUACCUAGCAUUAGCUACUUGCAGUUCGACUUUCUUAGGAUCCGUAAAUUUUUGUUUUACGUCCGAUUUAAGAGCUGACGAGCCGGAAUAAUGAACGAUGGCACAAGGAACCAAGUUUUCAUCGAUUAAGCGAGCAUUAA